CUGAGCUCAGUGGCCGGUCGUGCAUGUCUCUUUAUCUGUAGCCCCUUACAUAAAUUUUAUUAAAUGAAUAUAGUCCUAAUUUACCCGUAGAGAAAUCGGUUAACUUAUCAAGCGGUUCCACUAUUUUAAUUGUGAAAUCUACCCUCCCGUCUGUGGCGAGUGGGGCCUGUUUCGUCUUAGAUCCGAAUAUCUCCGACCCUUCAAUCCUGGAUGCGCUGGAGGGAGUUGUGGGCUGGAAGAGGAAGCGUGGCAGGAGACCUCCUCAGUUGAUGGCUCAUAUCAAAAGUCCACCAACAUUGCUGCACAAGAAGACAGUAUUACAAACACAACUUUAAACUGUGACGUGUAAAGUGCGUAACGUGUGUGUAUCGUGCGUGGUGAGUGUGCGUGCGUGUGUCAGUGUAGCACUUUAUAUGCGCAACAAUGGGCAAAGGUGAUAAGAGAGGCGUUCAACAAAAGCCUGAUGCGGGCACCAACCUGGUGGGCAAGUUCACCCAGAGUGUUCGCAGGAUCGUCCAGGAUGUCAAGGACGAAGGCACUGCCAGUGGGCAGACGAAGGAGGAGGUGAUGGAGACCAAUGAGAGGCUGAGAGCUGUCAGAGUGAGACUGGAGGAGUCCUACGACACAGCCAAGAAGGCACUGGUCACCCUCAUGGCUAAGUACACAGAGAGCAAGAACACCCGCAAUGUGUUCCAGCGGUACACCUUGCUUAAGGCUAUGAUAAAGGAAGUAAUUCGCCUGGAGACCCAGUACUGGGCGCUUGUGGAGAUACCAAAACAGGAGAAACAGGAGACAGUUCCAGCGUUUGUGCUACGAGCUUGUGCCAUCAUGGAAAAAACGCAGAAAUCUGGGGAAGGAGUGAAGACCGCAGCCAAGAUUGCCGAAGAGGAGGAAAAACGAAGGGAAAGAAUGGAGAGGCUCAGUGAUAUGACAACAGCGCAAAUCGAAGGAGAAAACACUCAGAUGACCAACGAUCUUUACCGUCUGCUGAAGAAAUAUUCCGGCCUUAGAAAUCUCAUAAGAGAAUUAAAGAUCGAGUAUAUGAACUCUAAGGUGUACCCCAUCUUCCCACGAUACACCAUUCUAAAGGACCUGAUAAAGGACAUCAUGCACCACCCAGAUUACAUGGAGGUUUGCCACGAGGUGGACACCGUCUAGUAGACAUUGGCUGCUGUACGCAACGUUCCCGACUACUCAACACUAUCAAUGUUGUAUAAACUAAACUGUAAAGACAAAUCAUUAAUGCCAUGUUUAUAACAGUGUAACUGUUCUUAUGUAUUAGAUAAAAGUAAGGCUGUUUGAAUUUGGUCAUUUUUUAUUGCUUUAGCUUUAAAGCUCUGAAAAUGAGUUAGGAAUGCCUUAUUCUUACUUGUUGUUUGACUAUGCAUAGAUUGGUGAUGGAAAAACUGCACUUUCAUAAACCAUUAAAAUACACUUAUAAAAAAAUAAUUCAGAGAAAAAGAGGUAGUAGCUGUGUACUAAGUACUACAUUUUACAGAUGAAGUUUUUAAAAUUAUAUUACACAAUCAGCAACGGUAUAUUACAAAAGUAGCUUGAAAAUAUCAGUUUAACAAUAAUUUACAAUACUGUGAUUAUAGGUUUUACAAUAACUUACAUUACCAAUCAUGCAUAGCCGAUAAAAAAGUAUGUAUUUUUUAUCAAAUAGAUAAACUUUUCACUUAACCUAGCUGUGAUGAGGGUGUAUGAGAUAUCAACUCAGGGUACUGAUCUGCUCUAGCAUCUUAUGACUGACUCAAUAGCAACAAUAUGAGUUGUUAAAAAUCAGUAUUAAAGAAUAGGUUGAAAAUACACCACCUGUAUAAAGCAGAGAAUAGUUUUGGGCACAUAGCUGUGGUUAUCUACUAAUCUAUUUGUAAAAUAAUGUUUUAUUCUUUGAUUUCCAAAUUGUAACAUUCAAUUGCCGAAUGGUUUUUAAAUCACUGUUAGAGACUUCAAUAAAUAUUUGUGAUUAUGGUUUUCCAACAAUUUAUCUCUAUUUAAACUAGUAAGUUCAAUGUGAGGAGAAAUUAAUAACCUUGGCCAAUAAAUGUUGAAUGUUCACAGUCAGUAGAUUGUUCAAACUGUCUUGCAAAGUAUUAUAAAAUGUUCACCAUCUCUUACAGAUAAUAUGUUACCGGUAGUUUGAAAAUUCCUAAACAAGACAUUCACUGCCAAUGUAUUGGAUAGUAGAUUACACAUAUCUCUUAAUUUCUUCAGCUCAUUAUUCCUAUUUUACACUGUAAAAAGCCUCACUAUUUAAACUGUUUUGGUUCCUAUAGUCUUUUACCAAAUUUGUUUAGUAAUUUUUACCUUUAUACAUUCAGAUAAUAAUAUAAAAGCUUGAAGUUUAGUUUUCUUAAAAUUGUAACUAAAUGAAUGCUUCUACAUGUCUUUUACAAGUUUAUUGUCUACAUGUCUAUGUCGUGUCUAUGUGAUGCCUAUUACAUAAACUGUUUUUACUAUUCCUCAUCUAUCAUAGAAAUAAUUACUUAAUACAGCUUAUAAACUAUGUAAAUGGUCAAUGAAGUUUUGCUGAAGUGCAGAUUAGUUCUUUAAUAGUAAGAUAUCUUGUUGAAGAAAAUAUUUUUGUAGUUUUUCCUUGUGCAUUUGGUGGAAUUGUUCAGGUGGUUUGUUAUCUGUUCAAAAUAAAAGUAACAGUUUCUUACAUUAAAAUGUAAUAAACCAAAAACAAAGAUUUGUUUGGUAAAAAUGAAAUGUUAAUUGAUUCAGUAAAAGGUUGUUAGAUACUUUAUAUAUUUUAAACUACUAGCUGCUUUCACUACCUAUCACACUUAUGCAUACCACAGUCAGAGUCAGGGUACAAACAAAUCCAACACAGUUGGACACAAAUAAGUGACGAACUUCUUUAACAUCUAGCCAGUACAAAUAUCAACUUUUUAAAACUAAGAAAAAUUAUACAAACGGGUAUGACUAUAUAACAUAGAGAUACUUCAACAGUUGUGGUUACACUGUCUAUCAUUCCAAAAUUGUGAAGACACUAGAAAAAAUGUUAACAUUCUCAAAUGAAGAGCAGCGGUCAUAUACCGAGCUAUGCUCCUCACUGUUCAACACGGAAGCUUUGGAGCAUCAUUACAGGCCGUACUGUGCAUGGCUGCACCAUGGAAUGUGUUUGUACCCUAACUACACUAUUUUGAAAUAUGAAAAUGCCAUUCCCACGAGUUAGUCAUUAGUAAGUUACUCAUACGAAAAAAUUCACUUACCACUUGAUGAAAUCUAAGAAUUCUAAAUUGUGUAACUAAGAAGUUUUUAAGCCAUCUGCAAUUAAAACAAUUAAAUAUUCCGAUUCUUUCUUCGUUAUCUUAGUUUGGUAGUUUAUUUUGAAAGUAUACAGCAUUUGUCUAUUGUUUAACACCCUGACAAUCAACGAUUUUGUAAAACACACAAGAACAUUACGGUACGUGUUUCACUAAUAUUCUAGUGUUUGUAUACAAGUAUUCCUUUAUCAUGAUUGUCGAUGCUAUUGAUAACUUUGCUAUGGAUGUUUCCAGUUGAUCUGGAAGGUAAGAUUUCAUUCAAUAUUGACUGCUGGGCACUCAAUAUUCGGCACAGUAUUAUACAUUAUUGUUGAAUACUAAGUUGCAUAGAGCCAGUAGACAGAGUUUAAUCAUAUUGUUUCUUUACUAUUUUCUCCUCGGCAGACACUCCCUUAAUUAGCUCAUAACCAAUCAUUCAGCUCAGUAGCAUAACAAACCUCAACCGGUCAGAUUAACAUUGAAUUGUUUUGGUAAAAAAAGUAUAGGCACACUUCUGUUUUCAAAAAAAGUGUAAUAAUAAUAACACAACAUUUUGGAUAACAUUUUUGUGAACUAAUAUUGAGAUUGAUUUUAAUGAAAAUAUUGAGGUUGUUGAUGAAUGCUUGAGCUCCUACAAGACAGGAUUUAUGGAGUAAGUUAUGCCACUGUCUCAUAACAUUGUCUGUUUUUGCAGACAGUAUUUGAGUUAAAAAAAAAAUAAUUUUCACAGGAGUCACGUUUAUAAGGCAUCGGGGCUCACGUUAGACCAAAUCUUUUGUUUGUUUCAUAAAAAAAAACAAUUGAUGUGUUACAUUGAAUAUAACUGUAUCAUGAGCGAGCGGGUGAAUAUUUCAAUUUGAAGUUUUUUUUUGUUUAUACAACUCGACUAGUUUUAUAUUACACUUUGAACUAGAAAUUAAAACUAGAUACUUAAGUUGCCUUAUUAUUUUUACACUUGUUGCAGUAUAGAUAUAUCCUCAUUCUUAUUAUCAAUAAUAAUAAUGACUUUAGUAGUGUCCACCUUUUUUAUGAAGGAUGUUUCUGAAAUUAGCAUCUUUAAUAAAAUAUUAUAAAGAAGGAAUUCAAUUGAAUUAUGUAAAUAUGACAAGAAUCAUAAGGGGGAACAAAUACAUGCUAUUUGACACAAUACCUUUGCCAAACCUUAGAUGUUGUACGUUCACUCAUAGUUUGAUAAUGAGUAAUCUUUUCUUUGUAAAUAAAUGCACUAUUACAAUGUACUGUGGUCCCAACACAAGCUAUGGUCACAAAUAGAUUAACUAGAAUUUUUAUUCGUAGCGUUUUCAAAAUGGUGCUUCUCAGGGCCGGGUUUAAGACACAACCAGAAACAGCCAAAUGUAAAAGUUAAAACUUACAAUGAAGGAUGAAAAUCAGCUGUACUUAAUAAAGAUUAUUAGGAGAUAUAAUGAAAGCGAUAUGGGAAAUAAAUUAAAAUUUCAAACACAAAAACAUAAUGUCCCUAAUAUGGCUCUGUUUGAAAUAAAGGAGCAUAAACAUCAGGAAAUAAUUUAUUAAUUAAUAUUAUAAGGCCUUACCUUAGCAAUCCUGUUUUAUUGCUAAGGCAAGGCCUUUUAAUAUCAAUUAUCAUAUAAGCAAUCCAGAUGGCAAAAAUGAUUGAUAAGAACAUUUGUACCAAUGAGCUUAGCUUUUUAUUCAGUAGCACCAUUAUCUUUGGGACACUUAAGUUCUAUUCAUAGGCGAAGGUAGCAAACAGAAAUUAUAAACACUAGAUUUUAAUGACAACUAUUCUUAUCCAGACUUUCAGACAAUAAUUUUCUGAACAUAAUUGAUUCAUACAAGAUUUUUCUGAAUGAAGAUAAAUUUGUUUAAUGCUGGAGUGGAUAUCAUAUUGAAUCUAUUUAAGAAGGUACAAAACAUUGACAAUCCAUUUUUAUUUUACCAAAAACUAUUUUUUUUUUCAUUUUGGUCGCGAAGUAAUUUUAAGGAUUCACAUUCUCAAUCAACUAAGUGGGCUGGAAAGAAAAUAAUUGAAACCUGUUGAAAGCAAUUAAAAAGAAAUAAUGUUAAAUCCGCCCCUGCUUGUAUUUCAAAAGUACCUGUGUCUUUUUCCAGUUAAGGGCACCAACAGUACAAACAAACCAUAUCAAGCAUUGUAGUUGCUCUGUACUGUGUAGAAUAGUGUCGAACCACACGGCUAAUUAUGCUAACCCUCACUGUAAACUCUCGCUUGUCACAUCACUGGCAUAAUAUGUAAAUGUCAAGCCAGGAUCCAAAUAGUUAGAAGGGAUCUUUAAGAAAAAUAAAUACAAAUUUUAUUAAUGUUUUUUAACAUUUAACAUUUUAUUGACAGAAUACUAUUUCAGAGACAUCCUGCAUUUAUGAGAUUUUAGAUUGUUCAAAGGUGUGUUGCUUUAGCAACUAAGCUGAUUAAACAUAAUUUUCCUUAUUUUUAGAAAUAUGAUAAGUUUUACGUAAAAUAGAAAAAUAUUUUGUUCACUCAAGGUGCUAAAACUACUUUCAAUAUGCCUCCUUAAGACAGAAACAGAACCGAUCCUAACACUGUUAAAUUGGUUUGAUUGAAUUGGUUUGGUUCUGUUGAGAUUUGGUCUUCACAGAGUUAUUUUCUAAUGUACAGUAUUCAAUUCAAACCAAUAAGUUACAUGCUGACAAAGUACAGGGUCUUACUCGUUAUAGUUAUAUCAUGCCUUGGGGGCAGUUGAAUUAAGUCAAUUAAUUACUCAAACAUAUAAGGACAUGGAUUAUUUUUAUAUAAUGCAGAACCAAUGUUGAUGUUUGAUUUGUUGAUUGGCAUUUUAUCGGCCUAAACUUGUAUGUUGUGAGUAUAUUUUGUGAUAAAUAUUUUGAAACUUUAGUUUUUCAUACCUGACAUUACAAUAAUUGUGUUCUGAAUGUUUUAGAAUCAUACAGCUUUUCUGUCUUCUAAGAUAAAGCAUAGUUUCAUAUUUGUAAUUGUAUUAGUGAAAAGUCAAGAAUGUUUUUCUACCUGUAAAUGUUAACCACAGGCUGGGUGCUGUGCAUUCUAUUUCCAAACUGAAUUUACACUUUGAUUACAUAUUUUUAUUUUGAAGUGAAAACCUUGAUGCUACCUUUACUUAAUCUAAGCCCGUUACAUUUUUUAAUGAAAUAUGCAUCAAUGACAAAGUUACCUACCUGAUAUAUAUUUGUCAGGUCCUGAAAGUAUUACAGUGAGAGCCUUGAUUGUAUAACUUCUUCUGUUUUAUGUCUAGAGAAAUUAAUUUUAUAAAAAAUAAUUUCAAAGAUAGUGUUUGAAGUAAAUCUUUUGCCUCUUUUAAUUGAAGAGAAUGUUAAUGAAUUACGUGAAAGAGUGUAAUCUUAAUCAAAUGGUUAAGAUGCAUCAUUUUGGCAAUAAUAAGUCCUAUAUGUUAACAAGAUAGUAGUGAAUUACUCCAAUUGAGUAUGUUUAAAAUGUUAUACUACAGGAUUGCCACCAAGAAAUCAUUUUUCAACAAAAACUCGAAAGGGACAAUAGACAUUUAUUAAGAAACAGAACAUAGCGCUUUACAUAACAUUAUAAAAAUAAAUAUACUGAUAUCUGAACAUUCAAAACACAAUUGGCAACGACUUUCUUUUGAACUUGGGUUAUGUGUAACUAAGCCAUGUAAAAGAAUUGAAAACAUUAAGUGUCUGUCUAGUGAAUGUUUUGCAGCCUCUAUAGAGUUACUCCACUAAGUUUUAACUGUAGUUCUGUGUUCAUGAAAUACUGUACCGGUAUUCAACAUUACUGUAGGCCUACAGCCAUUACAUCUCCUAUCUCCAUAGCUCGGUUAGACUCAUAGGUUCAAACCUGAAUAAUUAAUUUUAACAAUUCCAUCAACUUACUGCCUGAAUGUUCAGACUGUUAGGAAAGUCUGCUUUGGUGCAAGGAUCUAUGUUUAGUCUGGUAUAGUCACUAAAUAAAUACAUUAGACACAUUGAUUUGUAAAGUGUACAAAAUAGUUAUUUACUGGUACCGUACUCCGUGUUGUUUAUGUUAAUAUUAUACUAGUUAAGCAUUAGGUGUUUGACAGCACAGUUGAAUUGAUUAAGGAAUGAUUGUCCCAGAUAAUUUAUAAAAUUGUUCAGUGAACAUUUGUUGUUAACAAAUUGAAACAGAACACCUACAAUGAAAAAUUCAUACACAAUACUAAAUCUAACUUUUAUAGUAUGAGUGGAAUCAAAGAGGGAAUGACUUGAGCUUUAAGAUCAACUUAAACAUUGAAAGUAAAAUUUAAGCUUAUGAACUAAAAGUCUCAUCACAAAUAUGGAAGUAUGUUGAACAGAAAACUUACUGAACAAUUUUAUUUAAUGUAAAAUGUUUUAGGCAUUGUCUAAAAAAAAGAGAGUUGCCUGAUUAUUGUAGCGUUGAACGUGUUGGUUGUAAAAGUUUUAAAAUGUACAUCAAAAUAUAUUUCUAUUUUGUUAAUAUAUUGUUGAGAUACUAAUCUAUUAUUGAUGAUAUUAGGAUAUUUACUACAAUUUUGUUGAUAGGUUAAAAUUUAUUGUAUUUUUUCUUCUUCCUGCCUGAUUUUGUUGUUAACAGCAUCUUUUUAAUCCAUGGCAAAAAACCACGAAACUACCAUACAUCUAACAAAUUGCUUUACUAGCAUUUAUGUUUAGAAUCUGUCAUGUCAGUGUCAUAUAAAACUACUGUACACUCAAUUUAGUUUUUUUUUCUUUUCAAUAAAUACCUAAGGUUUCAGUUGCAAAAUAAAAUCACCACAGCUUAGUCCAGAUUACACCAUUGCAAGGAAGUUGAACUUAGUAAAGAAAAGCUGUGCUGCAAGUGUUAAGCAAAACUUGACAUUACUUCUGCAAACGUAAAUGACCUAUACAUUGAAAUCCUGGCCCUUCAUUAGAAAGUGGCGAGGAUUGGUCACAUCCUUAUCACUCUUGAUAUUAUUCUAAAAAAAAAGGUAAUAAGGUACAGUUAACAACAAUAUCAUGUGGGAUGGAAGGAAUGUGUAAAUAGUUUUACCAUUGUCUAACUAAGAAAGGGGUCUGUAAGUAAUCAAAUUAUAAUGGUAAUUUCAGAUUUGUAGCAUUAUAAUGUCAAUAAAAUCCGUUCCCAGUUCUGGUUCUUAAAUUAAAACCUAAGGAACACCAACUAUGGGUCUCUUUAUAUACAGGGUGUUUUUUUUAAAGCAACUCAAAUUAUAAGUAUUGUGAGACAUAUUUUAACAAAAAAAUAAGGCCAUAUGUUGGUAUUCCUGUUUUCUUCACUUCAUUGCCUUCAUCAGUGUUUUUCUAAGCUUAAUAGAGUAUGCAUUGUAGGUAUACAUUUUCUAAGUAUUCUUCUACAAUAUAUACUCUUGAGCUUGUGAAAACACCAUGUUGAGUCUUAUCUUCAUCCAAUAGUCAAUGGUUUUAUUCAUUAUAAAUUCCUAAAACACUAAACCUCAUGGACAACAAUGCAACAAUGCAUAUCAGCCGAUAAGCAAUGAAGUGAAGAAAACUGGUAUACAAACAUAUGAGCUUGUUUUGUCGUUCUAUAGGUGUCUCACAGUACUUGUCAUUUGGCUAACGUUAUAAAAACUCGCUGUAUGACAAAUUAAAGAUAAUAAAAUCAUUUAUAAAAACUGUUUUUGAGUUAUUUACAUCCAAACUGUUUGUGUAGUAUUUUUAGAUGCCACCCUCUACAACCACAUUUGAUCAAUUCAUUUUAACAGACCCCUAAUUUAAGGACCAAAGGUCUCUAUGUACGUUUAUAGUACUGUUUAGUUAGGCUAUUGUGUACGCUUAGUGUAGUAGUUUACGUCUAUCGGCUAGGCUUCAUCAAGUUGUGCGAUAUGCGAUACAUGACUGCCAGCAAAUAUCUAUCACUUUGUUUGUUGUAUAGGUAUUAACAAUAUCGGGAACAAUUAUAAUUUCAUGUGCAUUUAAUGGUGUGACUGUGCGUUUGUGUUAGUCAAUGAGACAUGUUAUGUAUAACAAGCAAAUGGAGCAUUGUAAACUGUUGAUGUUACUGCAAGAAUGUAAUGUGUCGCCAAAUCAUUAGUUUUUGUUUGUUGCUUUAUUUUUAAUAAAGAAUGGAUAUCUUUUAAGCAAAGCAUUUA
Messenger RNA from Macrosteles quadrilineatus (aster leafhopper), 9307 nucleotides. RefSeq lists its product as uncharacterized. Lineage: Eukaryota; Metazoa; Arthropoda; Insecta; Hemiptera; Cicadellidae. The transcript has 8 exons. The coding region runs from base 424 to 1158 and encodes 244 amino acids. The record is from RefSeq and is a predicted model, not a curated record.